UUAUCAACACAUUUGAGAGCCUGACCCAAACACUGAGAGAGAUUUUGCUGCAGCAAUGACUGUCAUAGAAGAAAGUCGCCCUUUUGCACAGCAGUUAUCCAAUGUCUACUUUACUAUACUUUCACUUUUUUGUUUUAAACUUUUUGUGAAGAUCAGCCUUGCUAUACUUAGCCAUUUCUACAUUGUGAAAGGAAACCGUAAGGAAGCAGCAAGGAUAGCUGCUGAAUUUUACGGAGUUCCUCAAGGACAAGGUUCUUGGGCAGAUCGCUCACCUCUGCAUGAGGCAGCCAGUCAAGGACGUCUUCUUUCUCUCAAGACUUUAUUGUCACAGGGGUACAAUGUAGACACACUAACAAUUGACCAAGUAACUCCACUUCAUGAAGCCUGCCUGGGAGAUCAUGUAGGAUGCGCAAGAAUCCUCCUUGAAGCAGGAGCAAAUGUAAAUGCUACAACAAUUGAUGGAGUGACACCUUUAUUUAAUGCCUGUUCGAGAGGCAGCGCAGCAUGUGCUGAGCUCCUGUUACAGUAUGGUGCCAAAGCUCAGUGGGAGUCCUGUCUGCCUUCGCCAACUCAUGAAGCAGCCAGCAGAGGUCACAGUGAAUGUCUGGAGGUACUGAUAUCCUGGGGUAUAGAUGUUGACCAAGACCUUCCUCAUUUAGGAACACCUCUGUAUGUAGCUUGCGUUUCACAGCAGAUCCAUUGCAUUCGAAAGCUUCUUUAUGCAGGUGCCAAUGUGCAGAAAGGAAAGCAUUUGCAAACUCCACUCCAUGCUGCUGCCCAGCAUUCUAGUACAGAGAUCGUAAACUUACUCCUUGAAUUUGGGGCAGACAUAAAUGCCAAAAAUUCAGAUUUUGAGAGGCCUGUUGAUUUAGCUGCUCCUAGCAGUUUAGUGGAGAGACUGCUGCUCUUCCAUGAAGCCACACCAUCCUCUCUGUGUCAGCUCUGCCGACUACGUAUCCGAAAUUACAUAGGAAGAGCUAGACUGCAUCUUGUUCCACAGCUCCAGUUGCCAACAAUACUGAAGAAUUUCUUACAGUACAGAUAACAUAGUAAUUAAGUGUUAGAAACUUAAAUAGCAAGUACUUUUUCUUCUCUCUGUUUAUUGUACAUUUUAUCUAAAGAACUGCUGGGCGGAAAAAGAGCCUUUUGCAUAUUGCUUAAAAAAAUUGUAUCUUUGACAUCUGAUGUUGGUAAUGUAAUAGUAACUGGGAGCCAUUCAGCAACUAGUACCAUGGUGCUAAUAAAGCUGAAUUGAAUAAGUGUGCUGAUACUCUGGGACGUGAUUAUAUAGCUUUACCUUAAUACUCAAUAGCUUUAGUGCUGUUAAUUUUGUGUUUAUAUUUUUAAAAUCUCUUUGACACACCUGAACCACAAAGAGUUUCUUCAUUAUUAUCUGUUAAGUUUGUCCAUUUGGAGUCAGUAUUGUAUGUGUUUUUAAAUUUCUAUUGUUCAUGUAUCUAAAAAUACUUGGUGAUAGGUGCGCUAUAUACAUUGAUAAAAAUAAAACGAUUGGAUGUCAUUUUUUUCUUUUUCUUUAUAUAGACAAUUAAUUAAUGAAAAACUUCCUUUAUUCUUCCUCACUGCCCGAGCUGUGAAAUGGAAUUAAGCUGCUGUGAAC
Lepidothrix coronata (blue-crowned manakin) is the source of this 1618-nucleotide messenger RNA. RefSeq names its product ankyrin repeat and SOCS box containing 5 (gene ASB5). The record is from RefSeq and is a predicted model, not a curated record. Bases 56 to 1045 code for a protein of 329 amino acids. NCBI's taxonomy places the organism in Eukaryota, Metazoa, Chordata, Aves, Passeriformes, Pipridae. The transcript has 7 exons. Gene Ontology annotation, molecular function: protein binding. Gene Ontology annotation, biological process: intracellular signal transduction; protein ubiquitination; positive regulation of protein catabolic process.